Messenger RNA from Rhagoletis pomonella (apple maggot), 585 nucleotides. Its product is annotated as probable E3 ubiquitin-protein ligase RHC1A. Lineage: Eukaryota; Metazoa; Arthropoda; Insecta; Diptera; Tephritidae. The coding region runs from base 1 to 585 and encodes 194 amino acids. The transcript is spliced from 2 exons. The record is from RefSeq and is a predicted model, not a curated record.
AUGGCGAUUAUGGUACGAAGUACCGAAAACUUGGCGGGUAUGACAGCGGAAGCUUCCGCCUGCUCUUGCGCAAUUUGCUUGCAAGAAAUGCCCAAUGGAAAUGAUUGCUGGGUUACUUGUUGCAAUCAUGUCUUUCACAAGCCGUGUAUCGAACGUUGGGUAACCGACUCACCUGACUGUCCUGUUUGCCGUAAACGCGUAAAUAAACGAGAUUUACAACCCAUCAACCCCGAGAGCCGACCUAAUGACAAUACGGCUAGUACUUCUGCUACUGGUAGAAGGGACGCUCGCAAUUCUGUGCGACAACAACGGUAUAAUACGCGAAGUUCGCGUAGAUUGUAUGAGGAAGUACACCAAACAGAUAUUCCUGAGCGGCUUGGAGAAAAUGUCACGAACGCCCAUUUGGGAAACCCCGGAACUGCACCCAUGAAUCUGCUGGAGUUGAGCUCUCUACAGGAAAAUACAACACAUACUGCGAGAAGUACCGGAACCCGUCCCCGUAAUAACAAACGCAACCAGCAAGGCGUUAAUUAUGAUCGCAUUGGCGACAUGAUCAACGAAUCGGGCUACUGCGAUGAUCAAUAG